Rhinichthys klamathensis goyatoka is the source of this 740-nucleotide messenger RNA. It is a transcript of the gene myct1b, whose product is annotated as myc target 1b. Gene Ontology annotation, cellular component: nucleoplasm. The record is from RefSeq and is a predicted model, not a curated record. Bases 66 to 656 code for a protein of 196 amino acids. The transcript has 2 exons. NCBI's taxonomy places the organism in Eukaryota, Metazoa, Chordata, Actinopteri, Cypriniformes, Leuciscidae.
UUAUUCCCUGAGAAAUACAGUGAACAGUCCUUGUGGGCUUGGAUUCAGUUUGGCUGCAUGUUGACAUGCUUCUGCUAACUAUUAUGGCUUCAAAUGAAACUAAUGUGAUUUGGGAAAUACUGAAACCUAUUGAUUUUGAGGAGCUCAUCCUGGCGUUCUGCUUGUCAAUACUGAUGGGUCUGCUCAUCGGGAUCUUGAUUUUCCUCCUCCUUACAUGGAUGUCAAGACGGAGAGCUUCGGUCAGGAUCAGCAGACGUCAAGACCAGUCAUCAGAAUCUAAAGGCUCACGUAAUCAACGCUGCCACCUCAGACACUACAAGAGUCACGGUUUUGACAAGAACAGUGAAUAUGCGGGAAGAACGACUUUAAACCUCCACAGGCAGACCUCCGUAGACCCCAAUGAGCUGUUGGGCAGAAGCCCCAGCUUUCUGAACUCCACUUUUCGGCCACCACCAAAAAAGACUAACAAGACUAGUGAUGAAACAGAGGAUGAUAACCAAGCUGCAUUGAUUCCUAACAUCACAGAUCCAUUUAGUACAGAACCAGCAGAGUCUUUCUGGCUGGGGAAAGGCAGUCUAAGAGGAUUUCUACCCAGACAGACUCCACCACCUGCAUAUGACAGCGUCAUUCACAUCUUUCAAGAGACCCGUCCCUGACUGCACUGUGACAAAAGACUAAGGAUUGUACAUAAAUCCCAAAACAUGAACUCAAGGCUUGCUCUGAUUUGAGAAGAGAUCUGA